AUGUCUAUCAAAGCCAUCAAUUCUUCAGAGUAAGAAGUUGGUCGCAAUAUUAGAAGUUCAAAAAAGAAAUAUCUAUGGAAAUUCUCAAUAGAUGAUGCUGAUUAAGAAAUUGUGCUUUUGAUUUCUUCUCUUUCGGGCAAAAAAGAAGUUAGACACAAUGGAAGACUGAUUUAUUAAGAAUCUAGUCUUUUUUGUGAAUUCAGAUACCUUCAUAAACUAUAAAACUGCCUUGUAACCAUUGCCCCUAGGCAUGAUUCAUAUCAACUUUACCUGAACAAUAUUCCUUUUGCUCGAUAUUUCAAUGAUGGCAAUUCAGAUUAAAAUGAAAAUCCUAAAAAUGGAACUUUUAACAACGAUGAUCCUGAUGGGGUUUAUACGAGUUCUUUAAAGGAGUCUGAACAACAAUAAUCGAAUUUUCAAUAGCCCUUGUAGAAGUUUAGACUAAGUGUGCCCAAUAAGAUAACAAAUAAUAAUUAAAACAAAACAGAAAGCAAAUAAUAAGAAAUAUUUUGGAAUUAAGGAGUUAAUCAAGACUUUGCUGAUUUUGGUACUACAUAAACUAAAGGAACAGACAAUAAUUUUGGGAAUUUUGGUUUCACUUUUGAUACCCCAUAAAAAGAAAUAAAAAAUACAAAUUCAUAAGUAGCAUAACUAAAUAAUCAAAAAUAGAAUGAAAAACCAAAUCCUUUCUUUGAAUUUGGUUAGAAUUCUUGGUCAGCUCCUUAAAAUAAUAGCAAUUAUGGUUUCAUCUAAUAACCCUCUCAAGUUUAGGUUUAAUAGACAAAAUUAUUUACUUCAGAUAUUAAACCUCAAACUAAAACAGAAUAGCAAGUCAACAAUACACCUUAACCAUUAAAUUAAACAAAUCAAUAUAUUUUAUAUAAUUAAUCCAAUUUAACAAAUCAAUAAUAAUAAUACAUACAGCUUCAAUUAUAAUAAUAAUAAUAUAACUACCAAUAAUAAUAACUAGUCAACUCAUCAACCAUCAAACCCUAAAUAUCGUCAUAAAGUGAUUUAUUGGAUUUUUUUGAAUGUAAUUAGCCUACACAAAAUACGAUUAAUUAUUCAAAUUAACAAUAAGAAUUAAAAAAGAGCCACUCUUAAGCAGUUAUUAUGCCUCUUUAAGUUUAAUCUUAGAGUACACAAAUGAUUUUUUAAAGUUAUCAAAAUCCAAUCUAACAAAACGCAUUUUAAAACAUAUAAAAUUAUUAGUUCAAAUCCUCAUUUCAACAAUAGUUUUAAUCUACUUACCAAAAUUAGAGAACAACACAAUCAUUAACUCCUCUAACAUCCUCAUUUUAAUAAACAAAAAGGUAGAUGCCAAAAGAACUCGAAGACAUGUUUGAUCAGCCUAUGUAACCUAUUUAGCCUCCGUUAUAGAAAAGAUCAACUCCUUUUGAUGAUGAUCUAUUUACCUGA
Paramecium tetraurelia is the source of this 1419-nucleotide messenger RNA. RefSeq lists its product as uncharacterized. The record is from RefSeq and is a predicted model, not a curated record. Lineage: Eukaryota; Ciliophora; Oligohymenophorea; Peniculida; Parameciidae. The transcript has 3 exons.